Cloeon dipterum is the source of this 2555-nucleotide messenger RNA. RefSeq lists its product as uncharacterized. The coding region runs from base 526 to 1254 and encodes 242 amino acids. The transcript is spliced from 2 exons. Lineage: Eukaryota; Metazoa; Arthropoda; Insecta; Ephemeroptera; Baetidae. The record is from RefSeq and is a predicted model, not a curated record.
UAUCCUUCUAACAUUUAAUCGUAAAUUAAAUAAACAAAUAAUACUAUUAAUGCUAAAAAAUAUUCCGUUUUCGUUCAGUCUAAUUUCGAGGAUAAUCCAAUCCAAUGUUUCAGCUCUAAAAGAGAGAUUGAACUUGUAUGACUGACUCGCUUAAGUGAUAUUGUUAUGCCCAAGGGUAUUUCAUCCGACAAAAAUCUUGUUCUUUUAUUCUGCCCGGCGUUUUUUUCGCUUCUUAACAAAAACGAGAGAAAGACUAAUUAGCUGCGAGGAUGUGUGAGAGGAAGUGAGCUGAGCGCUGCCGAACUAAGUGUGCAAGUGCACCCACUCGACUACUGGUUGGCCAAUUUUUCUCAGCGAAUUCCCACCUCGUGAGACUGCAAGGAUGCGUAAAGCACGGCUCACUCGUGCUAGCAACGUUUAUGGAAACAGUGGCGGUGGAGAUGCGAGUCAGUGUGGUGCGAGUGUACUGGGCGCCCCUAAUCGAUUUUGAGGGUGCAUCCGGAUAGUUUGGUGCACGCAAGAAUCAUGUGUUCGCGAGUCUAUGAGUGGAGCCCGUCAAAGUGCACGGCCAGCGUCGAAAUCUCUGGAUUUGGAUUCAAGUUCCGAAGACGCUGGCUGGAAUUGGAGGAGCUGGGCUGGGCAUUUCGUAGACUCAAGAGGAGUCAUGACACGAAAGUUCGAGCUCAAAGCCUGGAGCCCCACUACCCCCUUCUGACGGCGUACGACAGCCCUGAUCAGCCCACGUCGCUGCCCAACCUGCAUCACCACGACGUAGUGCCGCCCCCGCUGCCUCCAUGCCGGGCACGGGGCCGCGCCCUCGUGCGGCCCCGCUCCGUGGAAGCCCUCUGCCGACGCAGCAUGGAGCGGAGGCGGCUGGAGGAGGUCGGCGGGGGCAACAUGUCGCCGCCGCGCCGCCCCCGGGCCUUCGUCAAGCGGCAUGAGGCGGCGCGGCGGCUGUCCCGCCUGGACAGCCCGCAGGACAGCGUGUUGGAUAGCUGGCUAGAGGACGAGUGGCAGUGGCUGGAGGUCCGGAGGCGGGCGGCCUCCACCUCGCCGUGCAGAGGCCACGGCCUGCUGCAGCUGGUGCCGAGGCACACGGAGCGCGUCCACGACGAGCCCAAUACGUCCGACUUGGGCAGCAGUGAGGGCUCGGCCGACGUCGAGUCGACGCUGCUCUUGGAGAAGGUAUUGCCGAGCCACAAAUAUGUUGCGUUGAAAUCGAUUUCUAAAAUCGAAAGCUCGUAUGCGCUAUAAAAUUAAUUAAUCGAUCUACUUCAGUGGUCGGCAAAUGGCCCUGUUUCUGGGACGCUCAAAUGGUGCAUUAAAAAGCUUGCAAAAAUAUUCUGCUCGCUGUUUUCCUUCUGUUGUGGCAAAAUUGUUAUAAAGUAUAAUAAUACAAUUUAUGAUGAAUCGUGUGUGGAUAACAUGAGGAUAAUGUAAAUGUAUGUGCCACAUCCGUGGAAUUUUCACAAACGCAUGCACUACGGUUCCCAGCACUGGCUUGUGAGAAAAAGACACAAUGAAAAUUACGUUUCCAGAGACGAUUAUUUUGAUAUAAUACCCAAGCCUUGCAAAGUUUUUAUGUGGCUCUACACAGUGGCAAUAUGUGUAUUUUGCUAAAUUGUAUUGUGCCCUUAAAAUAUUUAAUUGGAAAAGAUAAAUUUGUUUCCUUGAACGGAUUCUUCUCCCAGAGAAAUGCGUAAAAAUUGUACCUUCAAAUUUAAGUAGCGAAAUUUGUAAGCAUUAAGAGCCUCUCAGGAGAUUUGGUAUACGUCUCUUCAACUACAGGAGUCGGUGCUUUUAAAAUAAUACAAUCCUGUGAGUAACUGCUGCGAUACGGUCAUCAUGCACACGGCACAUUUUAUUUUUCGACGCAACGCAGUUGUUGCCUAUUAUUAAUUCGAUUAUUAUAUUGCGUCACGGCUGCUGCACCCCUGUGAGUGUGGCCGAUUGCUCUGCGCGCGCGAAGCUAUCCAUCCGUCCGUCCACCUGAGCCAAUUAAAAACUAACGCUAUGCCGUGCCAUGCGGUUUGGCUGUUUCUCUUUGUACUCUCGCGUGUGCAAUUGCGAAAUGGAGCAAAUUCCACACUGCUUUGGUCAAAACUCGCCACGUUUCUAACAAUAGCCAUCAAAGUGCUUUCAAAUGAUUAUUCCAAUAUUUAGUUUGAAUGUUUCUCCCGAUUGUUAUAUAAAUAUCAGCAUUUUCACGUUCCGAUGGGCUCUGCAUUUUGGUUAUUCUUCGGUUGUUUUGCUGGGCGAUAAAAGAAUAACUGUAACAACUCACCUGAUAACAGAUCGCGAGAAGCUUUAAAGUUUCUCAGCGAAAACGAAAGGUUCCGUUUCUUGUGAUUCGGAUAAUUAUUGUCUCACUCGUACGAGAGUCGCGAGGAACGAGGAGUGUCGAAAUGACAGGAUAUUCACCAAUGCGAAUCUGAAGCAAUUUAUCAGCGACAAAUUUCGCAACUGACAUUUCCAUUUAAAACUUGCAUUAAAUUUAUUAUUCAUUUUACUCGACUUAAUACCUUUCUGUGUUCCAACAUCCAGAUGGCCGACAA